AUGCCCUCCCCGAGGCGUCUCCGCGUGUUCCUGUACCUCACCCUGGCUGGCGUUAUCACAUUACUUUUUCUCACAUCGCGGGCCCGCCAUGAGCGUGAGUCAGAUUUCUACCAAAAGACCGUGAAUGCCCUGGAUAAGGGGCGCGGCACCGGCUCUGGCGGCGCGGAAGCAGGUCAGAAAAUCAUGGCAGGACUCGGACACGAUCACGACGCGGACGCAGAUGGCGACAUUGACGAGGACGACGUCAUUGUUGCCCAGGAGAUGGCGAGACGACUCCGCGAAGCCCAGCAGCAAGCCAAGGACAGCGCGAACGCCAAGGCGCCCAACAAGCCGGACAAUCCCCAGGACGUGAUAGGCGUGGGAAGCUCGGCGAGUGGGCAGGAGAAGGGCGCUUUGGGCGAGAAAGAGAAGGAGAAGUUGCGCGAGACGGAAGGCGACCCCGAGGUUGAGAUGGAGCUGAACGCCAUUCUGAAAAAGGCCCCAGUGAUUAUCUUUUCCAAGUCAUACUGCCCGCAUUCGAAGCGGGCAAAGGGAAUUCUGUUAGAGAAGUACAUCAUCGAACCCGCGCCUUACGUGGUCGAGCUCGACCAGCACCCGCUAGGGCCCAAGAUACAGGAGAGAUUGGGAGUCAUGACUGGCAGGAGGACGGUACCAAACAUCAUGGUCUAUGGAAAGAGCAUCGGCGGCGGCGACACCAUCGCUGCUCUCGACACCGAGAAGGCCCUGGCCAAGAAGAUCAUGUCCCUCGGCGGAGACCGAAUAGAAGUGACGGAGCGCUUCGUCGGGAGUGUUCCAAAGAUGGCUAAGGCAGGGUAG
Messenger RNA from Canariomyces notabilis, 816 nucleotides. Its product is annotated as glutaredoxin. Gene Ontology annotation, biological process: cellular response to oxidative stress. Gene Ontology annotation, cellular component: cis-Golgi network; Golgi lumen; fungal-type vacuole. The transcript has 2 exons. The coding region runs from base 1 to 816 and encodes 271 amino acids. The record is from RefSeq and is a predicted model, not a curated record. Gene Ontology annotation, molecular function: glutathione disulfide oxidoreductase activity. NCBI's taxonomy places the organism in Eukaryota, Fungi, Ascomycota, Sordariomycetes, Sordariales, Chaetomiaceae.